AUGGAUUACUCUAAAAAACAAUAUUGCAAAAUCAAAAAUGAGUUAAGAGAAUAAAUUAUCCAUAAGAUUCUAAAUGAAAAAAAAUCCAUAUUAGAUGUAAUGUAAUAUUAAUGAUUUAGGUGGCUUAAGAGUAUAAUAUCCUAUAAAGUACUUGUAAAUCAAUUAUCAACACUUUUUUAAAAGAAGGAAGAGUUGGGAAAAAGUAAAGUAGAAUCAGAAAAUUGAGAAAAGUUAUAAAGACAUACGAAAUUGUAUUAAAUCCAAUAUAUCCUUCAUUGUCAACAAUUCUUGAAUCAUAAAAAAUAGAAAAUUGUGUGGAAAAUUCAAAUAUAGGAUAAAAAGAGAAAAAUAAUUAACACUAGAAAUUUACUGAAGAAUAGGAGGUCAACAAUUUCUGUAUGAUUUAAUAAUGGUGUGAUGAGAUACAAAAAUAAUUAUUUUAAGUAACCCAAUCAAAUUAAUUCUUUUAAAGUCACAUGAAUUUAUCACAGAAAUGA
Messenger RNA from Paramecium pentaurelia, 497 nucleotides. The record is from the annotation of a GenBank genome assembly. NCBI's taxonomy places the organism in Eukaryota, Ciliophora, Oligohymenophorea, Peniculida, Parameciidae.